CGAGAAGCCUUACCCUCUGUUAUAGCUGUGCUUCUCCUCAUUUUCGCAGUCGCUGCAGUGUCCGUGUCCAUUUUCAUCCUCCUCCAGCCGAUCAUCCGCUGCUGUCUCACUCUGGUCCGCCAUCUUUAAUCCGAAGCCGGCUGGAUGAACUCCUCUCUCCCCACCGCAAGAUGGCGCCUGCUUAGACUCAAAUGAAUGGAGUUUUUGCAGCUGCAUUCGUUUCUCCUCGGAAAGGUUCGGCCAUUUCCUUCGCUUCCUCUGUGCAUUCGUAAGAGCUCGGCCUUCUCCGCCGACGUUCGGCGGUUUACGCUCCUAUUCGGCAAUCUCCGGCGGCCACCCCGGUAACGGUCGCUGUGAGUUUAAAUGAGCCAGAGCCGCCUUUCUGACGUCUUGAGAGUCGCUGGGGAGAGCGGUCCCUAGAGCGGGAGAGAGACUUAUACUGGAGGCCGCCAGGAAGGCCGGAGGAUGACAGUACUGCAGGAACCCGUCCAGGCUGCUAUAUGGCAAGCACUGAAUCACUACGCAUACAGAGAUGCAGUAUUCUUGGCAGAAAGACUCUACGCAGAAGUGCAUUCGGAAGAGGCUUUAUUUCUGCUAGCCACCUGCUAUUACCGCUCAGGAAAAGCUUACAAGGCAUAUCGUCUCCUGAAAGCCCACAGUUGUACCACUCCACAAUGUAAAUAUCUUCUUGCUAAGUGCUGCGUUGACCUCGGCAAGCUAGCUGAGGGAGAGCAGAUCUUGUCGGGUGGAGUGCUCAAUAAACAGAAGAGUCAAGAGGAGAUUGUUACAGAGUUUGGAGACUCCGCCUGCUUUACGUUGUCCUUGCUUGGCCAUGUAUAUUGCAAAACAGAUCGAUUGGCCAAAGGAGCAGAAUGUUACCAAAAGAGCCUUAGUUUAAAUCCUUUCCUGUGGUCCCCAUUUGAGUCUCUGUGUGAAAUAGGUGAAAAGCCAGACCCCGAGCAGACGUUCAAACUGACCUCUCUCCAGAGCUUCAGCAACUGCGUGCCCAACACUUGCACAAUGACAGUCAACACACACAGCGUCGUACAACAUCGGCAGCCUGAUACAGUGUUAAUGGAGACACCGCAAGACACUAUAGAGCUUAACAGACUGAACCUGGAGUCAUCCAACAUAAAAUAUCCCUUGAACAGCGAUUCCUCAAUAUCCUACAUCGAUCCUGGUGUUAUUUCCCCCGAUUCCUUGCCCCUUGGUACUGGAAACGCCAUUCUGUCCAAACAGGUCCAAAAUAAACCAAAGACUGGCCGCAGCCUAUUGGGAGGACCAGCAGCACUGAGCCCACUCACUCCAAGUUUUGGAAUUCUGCCUCUAGAAACCCCCAGCCCAGGAGAUGGGUCAUAUUUACAAAGCUACAACUCCUCCUGUGUCCUUGAUGUGCCGUCAUCUGGUGCCCCAACAAAAAAGUCUGUUGCUAGAAUCAGCCAAGCAGGAACAAAGUCUGUAUUUUCUCAGAGCGGUAACAGCCGGGAUGUCACCCCAGUUCUCCUUGUACAGACUCAGGGCUCUGGUCCGCAAACAAGCACCACUCCUCAGGUACUGAGUCCAACCAUAGCCGCUCCACCUAAUGCACUGCCGCGCCGUAGUUCUCGGCUUUUUACCAGUGACAGCUCCACCACCAAGGAAAACAGCAAAAAGCUAAAAAUGAAGUUUCCACCGAAAAUGCCAAAUCGAAAGACCAAAAGUAAAACGAGUAAAGGCGGCGGGACCCAGACCAACCUGAAUGACAGCCUGGAGAUUAGUAAAUUGGAUUCUUCCAUUAUCUCUGAGGGCAAAAUCUCCAGCGUGGCCCCCCAAAUCCAGGCACUUACAAUACAGAAGGCAGCGGCAGAAGGUUUGAUGAGUCUCCUAAGGGACAUGGGGAAGGGCUACGUGGCCUUGUGCUCUUACAACUGCAAGGAGGCUAUAAAUAUACUGAGCCAUCUCCCGUCUCAUCACUACAACACCGGCUGGGUCUUGUGCCAGAUUGGCCGUGCCUAUUUUGAGCUUGCGGAAUACCUUCAGGCUGAAAGAGUGUUCUCUGAGGUGCGGCGAAUUGAGAGCUAUCGAGUAGAAGGCAUGGAGAUCUACUCAACUACUUUGUGGCAUUUGCAGAAGGACGUGGCCUUGUCUGUGCUUUCCAAGGACCUGACCGACAUGGACAAGAACUCUCCAGAGGCUUGGUGCGCCGCUGGAAACUGCUUUAGUUUACAAAGGGAACAUGACAUUGCAAUCAAGUUCUUCCAGAGGGCCAUUCAGGUGGAUCCAGGUUAUGCCUACGCUUUUACUCUACUCGGACACGAGUUUGUCCUGACAGAGGAGCUGGACAAAGCUUUGGCGUGUUUCAGAAAUUCCAUACGAGUCAACUCCAGACACUACAAUGCCUGGUACGGACUUGGAAUGAUUUACUACAAGCAAGAGAAGUUCAGCUUGGCAGAAAUGCAUUUUCAGAAAGCACUGGAUAUUAACCCCCAGAGUUCUGUGUUGCUGUGUCAUAUUGGAGUGGUGCAGCAUGCCCUCAAGAAGUCUGACAAGGCUUUGGACACACUUAACAAAGCCAUCUCCAUAGACCCCAAAAACCCUCUAUGCAAGUUCCAUCGAGCCUCCAUUCUCUUUGCCAAUGAGAAGUACAAGUUGGCACUGCAAGAAUUGGAGGAGCUGAAGCAGAUUGUACCUAAGGAAUCCUUGGUGUACUUUUUAAUAGGAAAGGUAUACAAGAAGUUAGGACAGACACAUUUGGCGCUUAUGAAUUUUUCCUGGGCCAUGGACCUGGACCCCAAAGGUGCUAACAACCAGAUCAAAGAGGCCAUCGACAAACGGUACCUGCCAGAUGAUGAGGAGGCCGUGACCCAAGAGGAGCAGAUCAGCGAGUGUUACCCUUAUGAAUCAGUGGCCACUGAUGAAUCGCAGGAGAGCAGUAUGACAGACGCAGACGACACACAGUUGCACGCUGCUGAAAGUGACGAAUUUUAACCCCUUCUUCCUGCAGAACUUAUGGCACUGGGGGUGUUUGACUGUUAUUUUUAAUUCACACCACCCUGGCCUAACACCCUUGCCUUCUCAGACACCUCUCACAGGCCAUUUUGUAUCAUCAUCAUCAUCGCCUCUUCUGCCAUCAUUAUUGGACUUUUAUUAUUUGUUUUCCUCUUCCCAUCCUUCUGAUUUUAACGCCCUGCAGAGAAUUAAAGACUGUGCAAUAUGGGGUCGUGUUCGGCUUCCUUGCUCUCUCUCUCUCGGCCAUCAAGGUGCAAGGGAGGGGGUUUGGGUUGGCUCUUUUCAGUUCUAGGAAACAAUACUCUGGGCCUGCAAGGUGUUAUUGCAAGUGUGAUGUAACAUGGACACUUCUGCCUGAUUCUGUAGAGGCCUUCAUUGAAGACGUUGCUGAUUCAACACCCCACAACAUGACCUAUACUGCUGGUUUAUGGCUGGAUGAGUAUCUUCUCAAUUGUGCCGCCACUAUGGGGCAGCAGCUCUCUUUUCAGCCUCCGUGUCCCCUUUAAAAGGCACAAUUCUCCCUUCUUGUCAUUCUGGGAGUAGUAGAAUGUCUGCCUGCAGUUCUGGUGGCUUCCCCAUGCAUCCUAGUAGGAUGGACAUUGAAGGUCGUGAGAUCUGUGCUUGGAUAACAUUUAUUCAGCACUUAAUUCUAAGUAUGGGCCAUUGUGACUGAGCUGCUAUGUUCCCAGGAUGUGAUGAGGACAAGCCAUAAUCUGUCAUUGGCCCCCCGAAUAAUUCCCCCUCCUUUUGCUUCCAGAGCAGCAGAUUGUGCAGAGCUCUGCAUGCUAUGGAGUCAAGUGCUGCUUGCUAUUCAGUCAAAGCGUAAGUAUAUUUAUGGACUGUAAUCUUUUCUCUGCAAGUGAGGGCAAUGGAUGUCUGUAACUGACCCUUUGGCUGGGACAGGAGGGUAAGAAGAUUUACUGUGAGUGUAUAAUUUGAUUGGAAGAUAUCCUACCCCUCUCUAUUUUAGUAUCCCCGAAAACCUUUUCCUAUACUGACUCUUCUUUUUCAACUGCAUUUUUGUUCAUUCUACCUCCCUAUAACUGGGGAUGAACCGAAUCCGGGAUUCGGCCUUUUUCAGCAGGAUUCAGCGAAUCCUAAUUUGCAUAUGCAAAUUAGGGGUGGGAAGGGAAAUCACGUGACUUUUUGUCACAAAACAAGGAAGUUGGGAUGCGCCGAAUCCAGGAUUCGGCCAAAUCCUUCUGCCUGACCGAACCGAAUCCGAACCCUCAUUUGCAUAUGUAAAUUACGGAGGGAAAUCGCAUCACUUUUUGUCACAAAACAAGGAAGUAAAAAAUGUUUCCCUUUCCCACCCCUAAUUUGCGUAUGCAAAUCAGGAUUCGGUUCAGUAAUGGGUCGAAUCUUUCGCGAAUGAUUUGUGGGUUCCUCCAAAUCCAAAAAUAGUGGAUUCGGUGCAUCCCUACAAGGAAGUAAAAAUGUUUUCCCCUUCCCACCCCUAAAUUGCAUAUGCAGAUUUGGUUCGGUAUUCAACCGAUUCUUUCACAAAGGAUGUUCGGCCGAAUCCAAAAUAGUGGAUUCGGUGCAUCCCUACCUAUAAUGCAGUAACACAACCAAAGUAGCAGUUGCUACCGAAACCCCCAAAUGGUUUAAGGUUUCAGGCAGUUUGCGAGGAUACUGUGUUAUCACUCAAUCUCUGCUCAGGUCCCCCACCCAAGCCUUUCCAGGUAUUAAUCGGCGAAUGUCUGGUCCUAUGAUAAAGAAAUGGGGGGAAAUAUGGAUUCCCCAAACACAUCGCAGGGAUGAGAAACCCCUUCCUCUACCUUCUCUCCAUCAUAGCCAAAUGAAGGACUCUGCUGAAUGGCUCUGGCCCCCUCUCUGACAAGAAGGGGUUCCUGUAACGUGUGGCCCGUGAUUUUUUGUCUUUUUAUUAUUUUUUUAUUUAGGGAAGUGUACAGUGUUUCAUUAUAUUGGAUGGGAGGCUCCUGUUUAAUAUAUUUUGCGAAUCAUUUAAGGAUGUAAAAAAAAAUCCAAAUAAAAACUUGUUUUAAAAAUG
Molecule: messenger RNA, 5002 nt
Organism: Xenopus laevis (African clawed frog)
Lineage: Eukaryota; Metazoa; Chordata; Amphibia; Anura; Pipidae
Gene: cdc27.S
Product: cell division cycle 27 S homeolog
Exons: 20
Coding region: 466-2967 (833 amino acids)
Biological process (GO): protein ubiquitination; anaphase-promoting complex-dependent catabolic process; cell division
Cellular component (GO): spindle; cytoplasm; anaphase-promoting complex
Source: RefSeq, a predicted model, not a curated record